Molecule: messenger RNA, 16752 nt
Organism: Coregonus sp. 'balchen'
Lineage: Eukaryota; Metazoa; Chordata; Actinopteri; Salmoniformes; Salmonidae
Source: the annotation of a GenBank genome assembly
AUGGAGGAAUUUGUCACCGAGGAGGAAGAGCCAUGGUACGACCAGCAAGAUCUCGAAUCUGGUAAGUGGCGACGCAUUUCUGGGGCCGCCGUUUGCAGCCAGCCGCAUCUGCAAUGUCAAUGCACUUUCGUUUUUGGUGAGUUCAGCUGUUUUCCUCAAACAAAGGACUUUUUGAUGACGGAAGGCUUCUAGAUCAGCAUGCGAUGUUACAUUUGUCCGUGCGUCUUGACAAAUAAAAAUACCAAUGCUUUUCAAAUGUGCUACCGCACUUGAAUCUUUUGCUACUUUCUGACAACAAUGCUUUGGAAGGGAUGGAUGCCAAGGGCCUUUGUGACGGUGAUGGGAAAAAUCGUUUCCUUCUGUGGUUGUUGUCACAUUGCAAGAAAAAACACAUACACGAUGCUGGCUGGACCCAGUGUUCUGUUGGUGAUUUUAAACAAUGGGUUAGUACAGGAACAAUAAAUAGAAGGCAAUAGAUGUCAGCUGUCAUCAUUGCAAUGUAAUUGUUCUUUGUAGGUUGCAAUAAUGAGCAAGCUUACAUCAACUUCUCAAACAUUUUUUGUGUGCAAAAUGCAUUUAUUUGCACUAACAUCCAUUGUCUCAUAAAAUGUUGUAGGCCUAAUUGACAUUGGCAGCAUUUGCCUUUAGGCUAAUGCAAAUUGACCACCACUUUAGGGGACUAUAACCUUUAACCCCAUCUUCUUACCUCUUUUCACAACAUGAACAUAACAUUAAUGGAAUAGUGCAGGGCUUCCUAUAGCACUUAACCUUGUUUAUGCAGUCAAUUAGGUUGUAUUGAUUUCCUAAUUCAAUCAUGACAUAUUAUGUUUUCCUUUUAGAAUGUAGUGACUUUCACAGCCAGUAGACUGUCAUGUUCAACUCCCCAUAAUUCAAUAAACAAGGAACAUAUCAUUUAAACAAGAAAGUGAAUGGUUGGGACAAAGAACAUACAUGGGGGCCAACACAGACAGGAAACAUGCUUGACUUGCAUAUCCACUGGAAUAGUGUAAAUAACUAUUUUCAAUCACUAGGCUAUUCUCCAAAGAUAGUAUGGUCCCAUAGAAUUAAUGUGGAACGGAGGUGAUGCACAAGGCCUGGAUGGUAGUUGACUAGGCUACUGCAAUAAUAUUUGCAUAAUAAUAACCUACUUUAUCUGUGCCUUCAUACUGUACUAUAUAGAUUGCAUAAUGCCAUAAUUCAGCGGAACCACUAUUAGUCUGAAUUCGAUUUUAAUGCUGUUGGCACAAUAAGCUUCAUUUUGGAUUACACUAAUUUAGAUGCAUAUUCAAUAUCCCAAGCUGCUGAUAAUGUAUCUGCUGAGCUGUAGCCAAUCACAGCUUGUCAAACUGCUUUGAACUUCUUGACAGAUGUAGGGCUAUUUCAUCUCUUCCCUCUUCCCUACUCUCUCCCUUCCUCACUCCAUGACUCUUUUUCUCUCUGCCUUGCUCCCUGGCUCUUACCCUCUCUCUCUCUGUUCCUCUCUCUCUAUCUAUUUUCCCUCGCUCCCUGCAAUCCUCUCUUUUUCACUCCACGCUCAUCCCUAAUCUCUCUAUCACUUCAUCUCUUUGUUCCAAUUAUUAGGAUAUCUGCCACAGGCUGAGAGGAGAUGAUGUAAUGCUUUGACGCUGCUCUUGAUCUGACUUUAUGCACACAGACACACUAUACACACGCUUAACACACACUUUACACACACUGGCACUGUGAGAGGAGAGAGGGCUGGAGGGGGAACUGAGUGUGUGGACACAUCAAUAGACCUGAAGAUAAAAAUAUAGGCUGAUGAGUCUUCACUUUACUCAGAAAGAGAGAGAGGGAGGGAAAGGAAGAAUACAGAGUGGUGGAGAAAGAGAGACAGUAGAAGAUUACGGUAUGACAGGAUGAGAUAUGAGAGAGAGGGGAGAAAGCUAAAAAGAGCACAAGGCCCAUGUCUCUCCAUGUAUCUACCACUCUCUCUGCAUCCACCCUCCCUCCCUUUACAUCCCUCUGGUGCAGCCUGUAUUCUUUGUGCCCCAUGGCACACAGUGUUCCUGGCCUCUCAGAGCAGUGCCAGGUGUUGUAUUUUGUGUUAGCUUAGAAUGCUGAGCUCACCUCUGGUAGUGAUACUGUGAGGUGCCAGUAAUCUAUCAGAGAGGAGAACACACCGCUGGCAUUGGAUUACCCUGCAGACAGAGGCACAGGCUCCAUCAUCAGGGGUGCUAUUUGGCCACAGGGUUUGGCAGAAUGAGAUAUGGUAAAAAAAAUAAAAAAAAGAUCAAGAAAGGAAACUUUCAUGCAUAGCAUCUAAGCAAAUUUCAUAAGCUAAGCAAGGCAGACAUUUGAUGAUGCAACGAGGCAAUUUGCUUUUCUAUACUGUAAGGAAUCAGCAAACAUGAUGCAUCUACAGUACACAGACUCAGACAUUUCCAUGCAUAAUUACACUGAGGAGAAAAACAUAUAAAUUAUAAUGCUUUUCUACACUCUUAGAAAAAAAGGUGCUAUCUAGAACCCGACGGGGUUCUUCAGCUGUCCCCAUAGGAGAACCCUUUGAAUAACCCUUUUUGGUUCCUGGUAGAAACCAUUUGGUUCCAGGUAGAACCCUUUUGGGUUUGAUGUAGAACCCUUUCCACAGAGGGUUCUACAUGGAACCCAAAAGGGUUCUACCUGGAACCAAAAAGGGUUCUCCUAUGGCACAUGUCUCAAACUCAUUCUACGUAAGGCUGAGUGUCUGCGGAUUCUUCGCUCCUCCCUUGUACUUGACUGAUUAAUUAAGGUCACUAAUUAGUAAAGAACUCUCCACACCUGGUUGUCUAGGUCUUAAUUGAAAGGAAAAACCAAAAACCUGCAGAAACUAGGCCCUCCAUGGAAUGAGUUUGACACCCCUGUCCUAUGGAGACAACCGAAGAACCCUUUUGGAACCAGUGUAUGGAACCCUUUGUAAGACAGACCAAGGCUUGUUCUAGCCCGAACUCUGUGCUCAGCUGAAGCUAUGUGACCAGCACAGCUGAGUCUUUAGGCCUGUUGGGACCCAUUGGUUAACAGGGCUGGACUUACAUCUAAUGAGAGGGUUGUUAUACCACGGACCUGCUCUUUUUACAUGCAGCGUAAAAACGCUUCAACAACCACCUCUCUAAGGCUUUAAAUACACACUUUGUUUCCUUGUUAUCCUGCAGACUAAAACUUGUGUUUAAUCAUUUUUAUACAGAAUUUGAGCUUACUACUGCAGUGAAGUCGUACGGAAGGGUUUGGUCUGCUAUACAGCUUAUCUGCAGAAAAGGAAAGAAGGAAGGAGAGAAGGAGGAGAAAACAAGGAGAGGCCCUGUUUUCCAGAUUCCUGUGAAUCCUAUUGGAGAUAUGCACCUACAAAAACAACAUUCACUGCUCAAAAAGGACAGGCAUAUUCCAAACCAGGCAUGUUUCCUUUCACGAGUGCACUGUACACAUGCACACACACACACACACACACACACAUACACACACACACACACACACACACACACACAUACACGCACACACACACACAUUACAGUUUUAUUACAGUAUUUUUUCAGCCAACAGUUCUGUGUUGUUCUGUUUCAAUGUUUGAUUCCCCAGCACUAAGCCCCAGCUGAUUUGAUUACAGGGCUCGGACUGUGGCUAUCAUACCCAGACAGUACAGUGUGUUCGUAUAUGUGUGUGUGUGCACGCUUGUGCCUGCACUGUAAAAAAAACACCCACAAAUCUAGUUGUUUCAAGUAAUUAUUAUUAAGUAACUGGUUCCACAGCCUUUUUAGUUUACUCAACUUUUCGGUGAAAGUGUUACCUGAACAAACAAAAAGAAUGUUGGCCCAAACUUAGCUCCAACUUGAGAAAACGUAGGCAAAAAUUCAGUCAAUUUAAAAUUGUGUUUUGCUCAACUUGUCUCAUGUUCAUUCAACUAGAAUGUAUUGUUUGUGCAUCUUAACUAAAAAGUGCUGUGCAGCUGGUUAUACAUACUGUGCUGUUAACAUACAACAUUUUCUAAUUACAUAUGUGACGUAAAUGAUAACAUUGUGUAUGUUCAGUUAUUUGUCAACACCUGGGAUUUGAACUUAGAACCUCUAGGUUCAUGGUGUUCCAAUCUUCCUGCUACGCCACCAUGUUACAUUUACAUAAUUUAGCAGACUCUCUUAUCCAGAGCGACUUACAAAUUGGUGCAUUCAACUUAUGAUAGCCAGUGAGACAACCACUUUUUUAUCUUUUCUUUUUUUUAUGGGGGGGGUGGGGGAAGAAGGAUUACUUUAUACUAUUCUAGGUAUUCCUUAAAGAGGUAGGGUUUCAAGUGUCUCCGGAAGGUGGUCAGUGACUCCGCUGUCCUGACGUCGUGGGGGAGCUUGUUCCACCAUUGUUCCACCAUGUCUGACCAUUCAUCAUUGAUUUGAUUUACUUAUUUAAGCAAUUUUCGGGUUUUUCUGUAUAGUUGUCUGUUGGUGGGGCAUAUUACUCUCUUUUAAUGUUACUCCUUAAAAUCGUUUUUCUUGAGUGUACUUUUAACAGAGCUGAUUUAAGUGCAAAGUGUAGCAAUACAGGUGAAAUCAGUUGUUGACACAGACAUGGUGGCGUAGCAGGAAAAUUGGAAUGCUGUGAACCAAGAGGUUUUGAGUUCAAAUCCCAGGUGAGGACAUUUUGAAUAUGAAUUACUGUAUAAAUGAACAUGCACAAUGUAAACAUGUAAGUUGAAAGAAUUGUAUGUUAAAAGCACUGUGUGUGUAACUAGUUCCACAGCCCUCUUUAGGUAAGAUGCCCAAAUAAUAAUUUCUAGUUGAAUGAACAUGAGACAAUUUGAGCAAACAGAAUUUUAAGUUGACUGAAUUUUUGCCUACAUUUUCUCAUGUUGGAGCUAAGUGUGGGCCAACUAAAAAUGUUAAGUUCAGGUAACACUGACCGAAAAGUGGAGUAAAUGAAAAAAAGUCUGUGGAAACAGUUACUUAAUAAUAUGUAGUUGAAACAACUAUAUAUUUUUUUACAGUGUGCCUGUGUGUGUGGGUUGUGACAGGAGUGUGACCCUUCCCCUAACGACAAUAUGUACCCUCUUCACCCUACAAAAGCAUUUCCCGCCAGUAUGCAUGCAGCCAAUGUGUGUUCCUGCUUAGGCCCUCAAGAAGACAUCCCCCAGUCAGUGUAACUGAUACUGCUAAAACAUGAAAAAAUAAAACCUGGAAAAACAAUAUCCAGGAAAUGCACAUAAUUCAUUCCAUUAUGUCUGAGUCAUUGGGUCUGGGUGGUGAUGUCAUCCUUCAUGCGUCAGUUGACUUCCUGGUCUCCUUGUUUGGAGCUAGUGGUCUGUAGAGGGUAUUGAUUAGGAUGUUUGGUGCAGAGAAACAGUGCUUGCCCCUUUCUCUCUCUCGCCAUUAGAUACCAAUACCACACAGCAGUGGACGAUGGUGAACGUAAACAGUGGGUCAGUGUUUGGGUUCUGUGUUUUUUCCAGGCAGUAUUUGGUUCUGAGUUCUGCUGUUUGAAAGCUAGGAGAUCUGGCGUACAGUGGCCAGCAGCAGAGCUUAGAUGUUUACAUAAUUCAAUUUCCCCUCUUGGAAUAAAAGCCAAGAGGAUUUAUGAGAGUAAUGCUAUCCAGGGCCCAGUUUCUCAAAACAUUUAAUCCAGAGCAAACUGGUCCUCCUGUGUUGUGUUAAAUUUUGCUCCCCCUUCAGAUGUGGCCCAUCCUUGUUUGUGGAUGCAGAAAACUGGAGAAAACUGAAACAAAUCUCUGAACAUACCACAUGUUACAACAAAUAUAGUUUUAUAUUAUCCCAUGACAUUUGGGUGAAAUAUUGUCUUUCUACACUGAGUGUACAAAACAUUAGGAACUCAUGCUCUUUCCAUGACCAGGUGAAUCCCGGUGGAAGCUAUGAUCCCUUAUUGAUGUCACCUGUCAAAUCCACUUCAAUCAGUGAUGUUAAUUAAGGAUUUGUAAGCCUUGAGACGGAUUGUGUAUGUGUGCCAUUGAGGGUGAAUGGGAAAGACAAAACAUUUAAGUGCCUUUGAACGGGGUAGUAGGUGCCAGGUGAACUGGUUUGAGUGUGUCAAGAACUGCAACACUUCUGGGUUUUUCAAGCUCAAUAGUUUCCCGUGAGUAUCAAGAAUGGUCCACCACCCAAAGACAUCCUGCCAACUUGACACAACUGUGGGAAGCGUCCCUGUGGAACACUUUUGACACCUUGUUAGCCUUGCCCUGAUGAAUUGAGACUGUUCUGAGGGUAAAAGGGUGUGCAACUCAUAUUAGGAAGGUGUUCCUAAUGUUUUGUACACUCAGUGGAUGUCUUUCUAAAAUGGCUAAUUAUGUUCUAUAAUGCUCCCUUAGCCCCAUUUUAACAAGCCCUAUUCUAUUCUACACUAUUCUUUUUUCAGACUGCCCUAUUCUAACCGAGCAGUGGGACAGCACUGAAGCUACAUAACUAGAGAUUAUAUUUCUAUGACUGAAGCAGCCUCCUCAUUGUUAGCGAGUUUAACCCUUUGAGGAGUGACUUAGUGUUCUCUUCCUGAACGCUAUCAUUCAGAAUGGAUUGAAUUGACCAUAUAAUUUAAAUUGGAAUGGUAAUUAGCAGUCAUAAAAUAAGAAUUGGUUAAGUAACGUUCAACAGAGGAUUAAAUAUGAUGUACAUAGUCCUCAAAGGGUUAAAGCCCAUUCUGUGGUACCUGUGUAGUAGCAAAGGCCCCACAGGCGUUAAUUUAGCUGUGAGUGCAGCAGGCAGGUCUUUGUAUUAGCCCAUGCUGAGCAGGAGCUGGCAGCAGCCUGCUUUUCUCCUCAUUAGUUUAAUUGAGGCAAGACAGGACAACAAGAGAGAGGAAACAGCAUGGUUGAAAAGCAAGCGCUGGAACUAAAUGAUGUGAGUGUGUGUUUUACAGAGCACUUCAGCAUUGAUGUUUAGAGCUGUGCUAAAGGUUGUUGGUUUGACUCUCAUCUUCCCCUUUUUGUCACCCUGCUCCAGAUUACACACAUGUUCCUCCCCAACCAUCUCACUGGCUUUGACACGCACCUUAAACUUCCCCUGGAAAAAAACACAGAAUGAGUUUGUGUGUGUUUGUGUUUCAGCUUGCCUGGUCAGCAGUUAGUUUGACAUCGCUUCUGUUUGAAGUUUGAGUUUAUUUAUUAUUGCUCACAGAUAAAACUGAAGAAAUGCAGAAUUUAUAUUACAAAUAAUUGCAAAACACUCAUUAAAAAUAUACAACACAUAUUACGUGACAUAAAUAGAAUACAGAACACUUGAAACAUUACAGGACAUUUUUCAUGACGGAAAUUGAAAUGUUAAAAUGUGAUUGGAAAAAAAUAGAAUUAUUAUACAGUCUAACAGCAGUGGGUAGAGUGGCGUUUCGCAGGCGGUUCGUACGGGCAGUUAUACAGGACAGUUCGUGGCUGUUUCUCAGGAGCCUGGUGGUGCAGUUAACUCUUUUUGGAGGGAGCAGGUCGUUCAGUGGAUGGUUAAGAGUGUGCAUGUCCUUCACCAGGUGCAGUGCAGCCUGCUCUUGCCUGUUCUGCGGUGACGGGAGCUGUGGUUGGACUGCUCCACCUCUGGAGAUUAUCCUCAAGGCCCUCCUCUGCACCCUGUCUAGUUGGGCCUGCUGCUUAUUACGGCAUCCAACUAACAGCACUCCACCGUAUUCCAGACAAGUCCUGACCAGUGUAGUGUAUACUGUGACCAGAUCUUCAGUGGGUAGGCCAUUUCUGGCAAGAACAGUCAAAAGGUGCUGGCGUUUUGAGGCCUUCUUCACUGACUGCUCCACAUGUGUGUCAACACAGAGGUUAGAUGAAAACCAAGAUACUUGGUUGUUGUUACCACUGGUACUUCCUGUCCUCCUAGGAUUAGUGGUGCAGGUUGUGGAUGGUCUCUAGAAAAACAUAUCCGAAUUUCCACAGACUUUUUCCCAUUCAGGAGCAUGUUGUUGGAUGUGGCCCACUCUUCCAGCUGCUUUGCCUCCAAGCCCAUGGAAGUGUCCUCUUGGAUGCUGGUUAAUGGUAUGGCUCGGGACAGCCCUACAUCGUCUGCAUACCCAGUGUCCAGAGUGUCACUGAAGACAACUUUUCGGGUGGACAUGUGAAGGAGAAACAGAUAUGGUGAAACCACACCCCCUUAUGGCACACCAGAGGUGGCCUCUGACCAAGGGCUAAAUGUGCCAUUUGCCAUCACCCUCUGCCUUCUUCUGGUGGUGUAGCUGUGGAGUCAGGCUAGUAACCUUGGACACAGUUCAAUGUCAGACAGAUGUUGCAGGAGCGUUGCGUGAUCUACUCGAUCGAAGGCUUUGGACAUAUCAGCAAGUAACACCCUCACCAUUGGCUUUCACAAGGGCGGUAGUAGUGCUGGACUUUGGGAGGUAGGCAUACUGAUUUGUGUACUCCGAUAGAACUGUUGGCAUUAGUUUUUUUAUGAUGAAGCUCUUCUGGAUUUUUCCAAGGCAUGAAGUUAGAGAGAUGGGUCUCCAGUCAUUUGUUGUACAUGGGUUUGACACUUUAGGUAUGGGACACACAUUUCUUAUUGACAUGCAUACAUCAAGUGCAGUUUGAAUGCAGGAGUUGAACUUCUCCACCUUUGCAUCGAUGCUCUCCACCUCAUAUGGCAGACCAGUCAGUACUGGCCAUACAUUGUGCCAAGGCCUCCUUUCUGUUCUGGGUUACCAGACAUCCUACCAGAGUUGAAACUGAGCUGGGGUGUCGUUUAGGACGAAGCUGAAGCCACAUACACUCAAACUCCUCUUUCUCUAGGUCAGUUCUUCUCUUUGCCUGCAUACUGUGAUUCACAUACAUAGCCAAGCCCCCUCCUCUCAUCCCUUCUCAGUACCUGUCAUUUCUGAAAAUAGAUUCAUCUGGGAUGUUUUGGUGGGCCCAUGUUUCAGUGACACAUCCAAUGUCUGCAUUUACUGAUUGAAGAAGCAGUUCAAAUUCAUCCACUUUGUUUGUCAAUGAUCUUGAAUUACAAACAAGCACAUUCGGAGUCUCUAGGGCAUUUUUGGAUGUAUUUGUGACAUCACAUAAUUCAGUUAGAACUCUGCAUUCACGUGAGCGAUUGUGUUUUAUACGUAUUUUAGGUCUGUUACCUUCUAUUGUCAGUAUUUUCCUCCGUCUGCCCUUACCAGCUGUAGUCCAUCUCACCCGGUUUCUUGCGCGCAUUAUCACGAAACACAGAGGUUUGUCUCGGAUAUGCGGUGCAUGUUCUUUUGUAAAUCCGUAGAAAAUGCGAUGAGUAUUCCAAAACGUUUGUACAAUCCAUCGUUAUCAGAGCCAUGCUUAAUCCCUUAAAAGAGAAUGAAAUGUAUGCAGUGCGACAAAAAAACAACAACUAUAAAAAACAAACAUUUCAAACAUUGUAACAUAUUACUCUCGAGCAGCUGAAUGGAAGCACCACUCCCUCUUAAAUGGAUAGGUUGGCAAUUCAUAUGAUAUCAUACGAAUUUUGCAAUUUGUGUGAUAUGUUACAAAUCCAAUUCGUGCAAUAUGUUACGAAUUUAUUAAGAUUUGCUUAAGAUCACGCAGAUUCUUUCUGGACACAAUUAAAAACAACAAACAUACAGUAUAUCAUCUCUCAUUGAAGGCCAGAGGUCAGAUUAAUGGAAUGAACGUUUGUUAUCGAUCGACUGGAGUAUUGAUCAGUAAUCACAGUGUGCAUCAUUCUCCUCAACCUUAUCUUGUUGUCAGCUCUGCCUCUCCAUCAAGAGUGAUUGUGUUUCCAUCGAGCUGUUGUGUGUUUUCCCUCUCAGAUAUGACCACAGGUCCCAAAACACAUCUCGCUGCUGAGUCAGACAUGAAAAUAUAGACUAUUUAUCCUGCUUACUCAGAAUACAGUGCAGCCCACUCCAGUUUGGCUAGGCCCCUAAUGGUCCCACAUCACUUUGAAUAUCUCUCAUUUCGUUUUUUCCCCCACUCUGAACCAGACUAUAUAUAUAUAUAUAAUAUAAACGCAACAUGCAACAGUUUCAAAUAUUUUACUGAGUUACAGGUCAUAUAAGAAAAUCAGUCAAUUGAAAUAAAUUCAUUAGGCCCUAGGCUAUGGAUUUCACAUUACUGGGAAUACAGAUAUGCAUCUGUUGGUCACAGAUACCUUUAAAAAAAGGUAGGGGCGUGGAUCAGAAAGCCAGUCAGUAUCUGGUGUGACCACCAUUUGCCUCAUGCAGCGACACAUCUCCUUCGCAUAGAGUUGAUCAGGCUGAUGAUUGUGCCCUGUGGAAUGUUGUCCCACUCCUCUUCAAUGGCUGUGCGAAGUUGCUGGAUAUUGGGGUGAACUGGAAUACACUGUCGUACAUGUCAAUCCAGAGCAUCCCAAACAUGCUAAAUGGGUGACAUGUCUGAUGAGUCAGCUUCCAGGAAUUGUGUACAGAUGCUUGCGACAUGGGGCCGUGUAUUAUCAUGCUAAAACAUGAGUUGAUGGCGGUGGAUGAAUAGCCUCAGGAUCUCGUCACGGUAUCUCUGUGCAUUCAAAUUGCCAUCGAUAAAAUGCAAAUGUGUUCGUUGUCCGUAACUUAUGCCUGCCCACAACAUAACCCCACUGCCACCAUGGGGCACUCUGUUCACAACGUUGACAUAAGCAAACCGCUCGCUCACACGACGCCAUACAUGCUACGCUGUCUGCCAUCUGCCCAGGGAUUCAUCCAUGAUGAGCACACUUCUCCAGCAUACCAGUGGCCAUCAAAGGUGAGCGGUUGCCCACUAAAGUCGGUUACGACUCCAAACUGCAGUCAGGUCAAGACCCUGGUGAGGACAAUGAGCACACAAAUUAGCUUCCCUGAGACGGUUGUCUGACAGUUUGUGCAGAAAUUAUUUGGUUGUGCAAACCCACAGUUUCAUCAGCUGUCCGGGUGGCUAGUCUCAGAUGAUCCCGCAGGUGAAGAAGCCGGAUGUGGCGGUCAUGGGCUGGCGUGGUUACAUGUGGUCUGCGGUUGUGAGGCCGGUUGGACAGACUGCCAAAUUCUCUAAAACGACAUUAUGGUAAAGAAAUUUGUAUAUUUUUUAUAUACAGUACCAGUCAAAAGUUUGGACACACCUGCUCAUUCAAGGGUUUUUCUUUAUUUUUACUAUUUUCUACAUUGUAGAAUAUUAGUGAAGACAUCAAAACUAUGAAAUAACACAUAAGGAAUCAUGUAGUAACCAAAAAAGUGUUAAACAAAUGAAAAUAUAUUCUUCAAAGUAGCCACCCUUUUCCUUGAUGUCAGCUUUGCACACUCUUGGCAUUCUCUCAACCAGCUUCAUGAGGAAUGCUUUUCCAACAGUCUUGAAGGAGUUCCCACAUAUGCUGAGCACUUGUUGGCUGCUUUUCCUUCACUCUGCGGUCCAACUCAUCCCAAACCAUCUCAAUUGGGUUGAGGUCGGGUGAUUGUGGAGGCCAGGUCAUCUGAUGCAGCACUCCAUGACUCUCCUUCUUGGUCAAAUAGCCCUAACACAGCCUGGAGGUGUAUCUUGGGUCAUUGUCCUGUUGAAAACAAAUAAUAGUCCCACUAAGCGCAAACCAGAUGGGAUGGCGUAUCACUGCAGAAUGCUGUGGUAGCCAUGCUGGUUAAGUGUGCCUUGAAUUCUAAAGAAAUCACCGACAGUGUCACCAACAAAGCACCAUCACACCUCCUCCUCCAUGCUUCUUGGUGGGAACCACACAUGCGGAGAUCAUCCGUUCACCUACUCCGUUUCUCACAAAGACACGGCGGUUAGAACAAAAAAUCUCCAAUUUGGACUCAUCAGAGCAAAGGACAGAUUUCCACCGGUCUAAUGUCCAUUGCUCGUGUUUCUUAGCCCAAGCAAAUCUCUUCUUAUUAUUGGUGUCCUUUUAGUAGUGGAUUCUUUGCAGCAAUUCGACCAUGAAGGCCUGAUUCAUGCAAUCUCCUCUGAACAGUUGAUGUUGAGAUGUGUCUGUUACUUGAACUCUGUAAAGCAUUUAUUUGGGCUGCAAUCUGAGGUGCAGUUAACUCUAAUGAACUUAUCCUCUGCAGCAGAGGUAACUCUGGGUCUUCCUUUCCUGAGAGCCAGUUUCAUCGUAGCGCUUGAUGGUUUUUGCGACUGCACUUGAAGAAACUUUCAAAGUUCUUGAAAUGUUCCGUAUUGACUGACCUUCAUGUCUUAAAGUAGUGAUGGACUGUCUUUUCUCUUUGCUUAUUUGAGCUGUUCUUGCCAUAAUAUGGACUUGGUCUUUUACCAAAUAGGGAUAUAUUCUGUAUACCACCCCUACCUUGUCACAACACAACUGAUUGGCUCAAACGCAUUAAGAAGGAAAUAAAUUCCACAAAUGAACUUUUAACAAGGCACACCUGUUAAUUGAAAUGCAUUCCAGGUGACUACAUCAUGAAGCUGGUUGAGAGAAUCCCAAGAGUGUGCAAAGCUGUCAUCAAGGCAAAGGGUGGCUACUUUGAAGAAUCUCAAAUAUAACAUAUAUUUUGAUUUGUUUAACACGUUUUUGCAGUCUCCUGAGUGGCGCAGUCUCCUGAGUGUAUAAAAAAAUAUGUAUUCACUAACUGUAAGUCGCUCUGGAUAAGAGCGUCUGCUAAAUGACUAAAAUGUAAAAUGUAAAUGUAAAUGUUACUAUAUGAUUCCGUAUGUGUUAUUUCAUAGUUUUGAUGUCUUCACUAUUAUUCUACAAUGUAGAAAAUAGUACAAAUAAAGAAAAACCCUGGAAUGAGUAGGUGUGUCCAAACUUUUGACUAGUACUGUAUAUCCUUUUUUUAUAUAGCACCUUGCACUUUCACUGGAUUACAUUUAUCAUAUUAUUUUUGCAUCUCAGCCUUAUUGGGUUAUUCCUCUUUAUGGUUUUGAGUGCGAGUACUUUUUGAACUCUUAAGAUAUUUUCUCUCCCACGCUCUGGCCGCCUUUCAUUCUUGCCUGAGCGCAAACACGCAUACUGGCUUUCCUCAAAGAAAUGAACCUGACAUUUUCUGACAACAGCGCUGGUGGCCAUUCCUGCCGUCAGCAUUUCAGUUGCAUGCUCUCUCAAAACUUGUGGCAUUGUGUUGACAAAACUGCACAUUUUAGAGUGGCCUUUUAUUGCCCCCAACACAAGGUGGCAGGUAGCUUAGUGGGUAAGAGCGUUGUGCCAGUAACCGAAAGGUCGCUGGUUCUAAUCCCCGAGCCAACUAGGUGAAAAGUCUGUCGAUGUGCCCUUGAGCAAGGCACUUAACCCUAAUUGCUCCUGUAAGUCGCUCUGGAUAAGAGCGUCUGCUAAAUGACAAAAAAAAAAAAAAAAAAAAAAAGGUGCACCUGUGUAACGAUCAUGCUGUUUAAUCAGCUUCUUGAUAUGCCACACCUGUCAAGUGGAUAGAUUAUCUUGGCAAAGGAUAAAUGCUCACUAACAGGGAUGUAAACAAAUGUGUGUACAACAUUUGAGAGAAAUUUGCCUAUUGGAAAAUGUCUGUGAUCUUUUAUUUCAGCUCAUGAAACAUGGGACCAACACUUUACAUGUUGCGUUAAUAUUUUGUUCAGUAGAUGAUUUCCAUAAAAUGAGAGAGAGUAGUAUUCUCUGUCUAGACUGAGUGUCAGUGCCAUUUAUUGUUACACUACUAGAACAGUGUUUUUCAACUCUGUUCCAGAGUGUACAUGCCUACACAUUUUUUUUGAGCCCACACUCAAUUUCAUAACUUGUCACUUUUUACACAUUCAAACCUCCUCCACCCCACUGCAGAGAGACUGCAGAUCCUCUUUCUGUCAUAUAGUUUCUGUGGAGCGGUGGUGUCUUGUCUUUUGAACUUGGCACACAUCAGUGACGUUCACUGACAGAGAUACAAGGGUAAAAAUAGAGGAAAUACAUCUUUAGGGAGAGACAUGGUGCCUAGAUGGGCUCUUUUUAUAAUUCUCUCUCUCUCCUGAAUACUCCCUUUCUCCAUCUCUCAAUCCCUCUUUCUUUGUCUCCCUCUCUUCUGUCUAGGUCCAGGAUGAUCUUGUUUAUCUCUGUGUACGUAUCACAGGAUGUAUCUCAGGAGGAAUGUUUUAAUGUUUGAUUGUCCUAUUUGCAGAUGUUCUUAAAACCCUGCUGAAAAUAGAACUGUGAUCUAUUCCUCAGUGAAUCAUCAUGAUUGUAGAUUAAAACAUGGAACAGUAUGAACAAUGCGUUCUACUGUGGCUGUCAUGGGGACCAGUGCAGACUGAAAUUCUAUAUUUUGUAUCUUCACUGACAUCACUCAUAGCUUUGGUUCCAUCUAACUAGCAAAGGAAAACCUCUUCCUAAUGCUGUCUUAUUUAGAUAAUUUGUUACAGCUGAGCUCUCAAAACUAACCAUCUCUUUUUCUCCCCCCCUCGCUCGCUCCCUCCAACCUAUCUCCCUCUCCAUCUCCCAUGGCCCUCUCCAUCACUCAUCUCUCUCUCCCCUCCCUCCCACCCCUCUCUUUAUCCCUCCUUCCAUCCCCCUCCUUUUCUCUCUCUCUCUCUCUCUCUCCCUCCCUCCCUCUCUCUCUCUAGACCUCCACCUGGCGGCGGAGCUGGGGAAGACUCUGUUAGAGAGGAACAAGGAGCUGGAGGAUUCUCUACAGCAGAUGUACAUCACCAAUGAGGAGCAGGUGCAGGAGAUCGAGGUAAGACGAGAGCCAAGUCUCAACAGCUCCAUGGAUACAUCUCAAUAGACUAAACUCUAACGUAACCCCUACCCAUAAGUAAGGUGUAGAUUGGAUAACAACCUACCUGUCCCUCUGACUGAGCAGAGUCAGGUGAUGUAGGACGUUGGCUCUGCUGGCUGAUCUUAGCAUAGCAGUACAUCACCCCAUUAAAAUGGUUCACUGUUCACAACCAAGGGGUUUUAGAGUUAACAGAGGACCAUAGGCAGCGGAGUGGAUAGAAGUGUCUCCCUUAACCAGUGAUACUAUGGUCGGAAAGUGUCCAUCCCCCUAAUGGCUUCGGUUAGGAUUGGGUAGGGGAACAUGACCCCAAAUGUUCCUCUGUUUAUGAUCAUGUGUGUAUGUAUGUAUAUGUGUGUACAGGAUAUAAACAUACAGUAUGUGUGUCUCUUGUGCAGUACCUGGCUAAGCAGCUAGAGGUGCUGAGGGAAAUGAAUGAGCAGCAUGCUAAGGUGUACGAGCAGCUAGACGGGACAGCCAGAGAACUAGAGCUCACCAACCAUACACUGGUUCUGGACAGUAAGGCCUCGCAACACAAGAUAGAGAGGUGAGUGUCACACACACAUACAAACACACACACACACACACACAGACACACACACACACACUAUCCCCCUAUCUCUCUUCCCUGGUUCUCGCAGGUUGACAGGGACCAUCGAGACCCUACAGACCCAGGUGGAGUCUCUCUCUGGGCAGGUGGAACAGCUCCACUCCCUGGAGCAGCUCAGGGUCCGGAGGGAGAAGCGGGAACGACGCAAGACCAUCGCCUCCUUCCCUUGCCUCAGGGAACUCUGCACCGCACCCAAGUGAGGGCUCAUAGUCUCCUACCUCUCCCUUUGUUCAGUAGCCUACUCAACAAUUUUUAUUUAGUUAAGCAAUCACACUCAAAUCUUUGAUUACUGGAUCUCAAGGUCCCUAGACUAUGUUAGAGGAGCUUUGUAGGUGGAUGCUUGACUCAUAUUGCGCUUGUCUCUCUAUCUGGCAGGUACAAGUAAGUUAGCUCAUAUUGUGUGUAUCUGUGUGUCUGUAUCUCUCUGUCUGUAUCUCUCUGUCUGUAUCUGUCUGUCUGUCUGUCUGUCUGUCUGUCUGUCUGUCUGUCUGUCUGUCUGUCUGUCUGUCUGUCUGUCAGGUAUGAGGAUGGGUUCGUGGUAGGCCGCUCAGACAGCUUCACUUCAGAGGCUAAGCGGCAGCCAGCAGAGGAGGAGAACGAACGUCUGAGAGAGGCGGUGUCGGCGCUGCGCUUGGCUGUGAGGGCUGAGCGGGGUCGCAGGGAGGGGGCGGAGAGAGAGUGUCAUGUCCUCCUGGGGGAGUUCUCUCGUCUGGAGACACGCGUGCAGGUCAGAAUCACUCCUAUUUUAACUCCAUUUAAUCUUCCAAAAUGAGUGCCUCAAGUUUUUUUAUGGUUGCAUGUUCUACUAAGUUAGUUGAAUCCAAUGAGUGUCCUUUUUGAUACUUUGUCCUGACUCAAAUAUAGUAGGGCUUCUUAUUUUCCCUCUUUUCUGGGAGAAUACAAAUAUUGAUUGGUUUAUUGACUGACUGACUGACUGAUUGACUCGUUGACUUAUUGAUUGACAGGGUGCAGAGAGCUGCCAGGUACGGAUCCAUGAACUAGAGUCAGAGCUCCAGGAACUCCAGCAGCUCCGACGGGCAAGGACCCUCCUCCUUUGCAGCGAGGACGACGGCGUGGGCUUCACCCAGACUCUCCUCAACAACACCCCCGAAACAGACACCCUGGAGGGGGAAGGAGGAGAGGUAGGUGGAGGGGUCAGGGAGGAGGGCGAGGGGGGAGGAGGCUUAGGCGGAGAGUCGUUACCUGCCUCCAGCCCCGUCAGGAAGAGCUGCAGCGACACGGCGCUGAACGCCAUUGUAGCCAGGGACGCGUCUGGAAGGAGAAGAGGGAGCUACGCGAUCCACGCCAACAGCGUCCGUAAGAGAGGGAUGUCCAUCCUGAGGGAGGUGGACGAGCAGUAUCACGCUCUGCUGGAGAAGUAUGAGGAGCUGUUAGGGAAGUGCAGGCGCCACGAGGAGUCCCUGUGCCACACAGGGGUGCAGACCUCACGCCCCGUCUCCAGGGACCCCUCCAUGAAGGACUGUGCCAUGGGCUCCACCCCUGCACCCCCGCCCACCCCCACCGAGUCCCCCUCCACCCCCGAGGCCAUGGAGAGCAUCACUAAGCAGGUGGAGGCGGUGGAUAAACGGCUGGGCCAGAACACGCCAGAGUACAAGGCUCUGUUCAAGGAGAUCUUCUCC